Molecule: messenger RNA, 1354 nt
Organism: Olea europaea var. sylvestris
Lineage: Eukaryota; Viridiplantae; Streptophyta; Magnoliopsida; Lamiales; Oleaceae
Product: probable 26S proteasome non-ATPase regulatory subunit 3
Exons: 6
Coding region: 189-803 (204 amino acids)
Biological process (GO): ubiquitin-dependent protein catabolic process
Cellular component (GO): proteasome regulatory particle, lid subcomplex
Source: RefSeq, a predicted model, not a curated record
CAAACGAGUUUUUUUUACUGUUCAUAACUAAAUAUAUACUUCUUUGACCUUUUUUACCUCUUCUAAUUCUAAUACCUUUAUUAUACCGUCUCUCUAAUCGAUAUCUCUGUAUCUGUAAGUAGGGAAAGAAGAGAAGAUGAAGAUGAAGAUGAAGGCGACGCACAGGAAAGAUCCAUCCGACGGCCAACAUGAUGGAGGAAGGGAAGUUCAAGUGCGAGAUUCAGGACCUCAUGGCCAAGAUUUUUGCAAAAAUGACUCAAGAAAUUGAGAUGAAAGAGCAACAACCUGCACUCUCUAACUCACUCUUCGCCACUGCUCCCUCAACUUUUCAGAAUUUAGUGUUGCUUGCAGAGGAUGAGCAGGACAUGGAACUGGAUACCGCAAAAUCUGCAACUCAAGCUCCUGCAAAGCACCCUUUACCAGAACUUGAAGUCUAUUCAUGUUUGCUUGUUCUGAUAUUUCUGAUUGGUCAGAAGAGAUACAGCGAGCCUAAGGCCUGUUGUUUGACAAGCAUUGCUCGUCUAAAGAACCUGAAUAGGCGAACUGUUGAUGUUCUAGCAUCCAGGCUCUACUUUUACUACUCUCUAAGCUAUGAACUUACUGGUGAUCUUGCUGAAAUUCAGGGUGACAGGGUGGAGAGUUCGAUUCUUGGUGGAAACCUGCGGCCAAAAAAUUUGGUAUGGAGCAAUCACUGUGGAGGAGGGUCUCUUGUGCGCAGAAGUGUACAGGCAAUGGGGGGAACCUGUGGUCCAGUUGAGAUGAUUGCAGAUUGGAACAAGAAGCAGGUUACUUCUUCAACAUGAGAUAUGUUGAAGAAAUGGUGGAAGACAGGGAAUGGGGACAAGCGGAAAAGUACUUAUUUUGGUUCAUUCAGGUUGAUAAUAAUGGAUAUUAAAUGAAAUUUUUCUUCGAAUUUGAUCUUAUUUUGAAACAUUAUUUCUUUUAUACAGGUAUGAAAAUUUUGUAAUACACCUUCCAGUCAACCCUUAACAUUCAAAACGCUAACAUUACCUUAAAAAUGACCCAGUCCGUGCAUUGCAAGGGACAAGGGCGAAAAACUAGUCUUAGGAAAAAUGUAAAUUAAAUUCAUAGUUCCAAUAUAUAUUAAUUAAGUUUUUUUAAUCUGUGUGAAAAUGAAAGCAAAUCAAUCUUUAUGGGAAUGAAGGGGUAUUAAUAAUUAUUUUGGAUAAAGUUAUGUUUAAAAGUUAAUAAUGAGGUAUUAGUAAUGAUUUUGGAUAAAGCUAAUUUUAAAAGUUAAUAACAAAAUUGAAAAAAUAAAAAGUACUUCCUCUAUCCCACAAAAAAAAAUAAAAAAUAAAAAAAAUCCAAUACUGGCAAAUGUUAAUUGUUAUGU